AUGAUGGUGACGUUUGCUCAGGCCUCCUCGUUUUUCAUCGAAAAUCCAGAUCUGCUCGCGGAGUUCGCUCUUACAAAUCUCAACAUUUCAAUGAAAUUGAAACUACUAACACUAUUAAAAAAGGAUAUUUUGAAGUGUUCGAGCAUGUCUCAAAUCAGUUUUGGCUCAAGUGAUGAAGAUUUUUUUUCCCACGAGUCCAUCAGGCGACCCAUGAGAACCAUAAUAAUCGACCAUCUUACACCAAAAUUAUCACCAGCUGUCAAUAGGGCGGCCAUGGCUAUGAGGCAUCAUAGGACGAGUUAUGAUUCUACCAAUUCUGGUUGCAAGACCAAUAGGGAUAGCUCUCAAUCAAUGGGAUUCUUCGUGAACCAGCUUAAUCUUCCUAGUGUGCUGGAGGAAAACUAUGAAGAAGUCAUUGAGUCUUUCACACCCAAAAAACCACACGGAAAAGUCAAGAAGCGAUCUGAAAACUGCAGCUUUGGCCGCGUCUUCUCGAAUGCCUCCGAACUGCCUAGUUUUCUGAAGAAUCUGCAAUUGGCUGAGGAGGAACCAUUAUCAGGCUACUCUUUUGAGAAGGCACAUCCAUACAACCUUGGAAAGGGUGUUCGUUUGGCCUCCUCUGUGGCACGCAGUGAAUUGUCCACAGCGACGAUCUCUCACCUUUCGACUGCUUCAAAGAAGUGGCCAAGCAGAAUAUCGAAAGAGAGCUUGAAUUCACUAGAUUUGGAUAGCAGAUCCCAUCUGCCUGACAGUGUAAGGCACCUCAUAGAGCGCAUCAUUAAGCGCCAGUUCUCCCGGCACGAAAUCAUUCAUUCAUCUACUUCCGUCCUCACCGAACACGCAGAUGUAGAUCUCAUUCACUUACAUUUACGCGGGAAGGACAAUGAAGUUCAUCUACUCAAGAGCACUUGUUCGGGGACGCCAGAUGGGAGAGAGAUAAACUGUUCUACGACGUCAACACUAAGCACUCUCUCGCAUAUCCCCUCUUCUCAAUCAAUGGAAAUGUGUUCGGUUAGUUUCCUUUGUUUUUACUUUCAGCUGCAAUAUUUUCCAAUCAACUUUAGUUCGGUUAUUGAAUUACUCCGAAUAAAGGGCCAACCUCCCUUCGACGACAAAACCGUCAAGACCUAUGGGAAGCAAAUAGUUCAAGCGGAAAAGUGCAUUCUUUUUCUGGUUGAUCUGGAGAAGCAGGAACUUAUUUCCACCACUGUUGAUCACGGUGAUCUUAAUAAAACCAAUUUCGUAAAUGUGGAACCGAUUAGAGUUUCUCUAAGCGCUGGAGUACUUAGUCAUGCGGUGCGUACGGGCGAGUGUGUGGUGAGCAACGCUCCUCAGCCAACUGAUGCGUUUUACUACCGCGAAGGAAUUUUUACCGAAGAAUUUCGUAUCCUCAACGCAGCUACCGUUCCAAUAAAAGUCCGAAAUGAAGUAGUAGCUGUGCUACAGCUUUUCAACAAAACUCCCGGUGAAUUUGACACUAACGAUGUGGAAAACCUCGAAGACUUUUCAGUCUUCUGUGGACUCGUGCUUUAUAUUUCAAAAAUGUACGAAAAAAUGUUUCGCUCAGAACAAAAGUGUCGAAUAACCAUGGAAAUUAUGCUUCAUCAUAACCUCGCCUCAGAUAAUGACGUUGUGGAGUACUCUGCACAUGAAAUACCCGACAGCAUUCCUGGAAUCACGGAACCAUUGUUCUCUCCAUGGCAUAUGCCUGACGAAGAAAUGCCAGCAGUCUUUAUUUACAUGGUUCACGAUGUUGUCGGUAAAUCUGUGAUUGAUCUCCAGACCCUCAUUCGAUUUACACUAACCGUACGGAAGAACUACCGUGACGUGAUUUACCAUAAUUGGUUCCAUGGAUUCUCGGUAGCUCAUGGUGCUUACGUUGAAAUCAAACGGGAAGACUGUAAAUUCACUCAAGUUGAAAAACUGUGCAUCCUCAUCGCUGCUCUCUGCCACGAUCUUGACCAUCGAGGUACAGACAACAGCUAUCAACGCAAAAAGGGCACGCCAUUGGCCACCCUCUACUCGACGUCUAUUCUCGAGCAUCAUCACUUCAAUAUGACUCUCACCAUUCUCCAGGUUCUUCAUCUCUCUACUUAUAACUCAUUUAGUAGGGGAACCAGAUACUUCGCAUUAAGCAUUAGCAACCUGGAAAUCAAAUCUUCGCCCACGUUGCUGGGACUUCCUACUAUGAGUAAUUCAUAUUUCAGCUUGAAUCACACAACCAAAGAGUUAAUUCUUCGGAUCCUGAUGAUAAUAAAGCACGCAAUUUUGUCCACUGACCUUGGCCGACUGGAGGCCUCAAAAGAAGUGGUGGUGGACAUUUUGGAUAAGCGAGGUGCCAUCGACUGGGACAACAAGGAUCACAGAAUGGCGACAGUGGCCAUUGUACUACCGGUUGCAGAUUUAUGCUCCAUGUACAAACCAUGGGAGGUGCAUAAAAAGGUUGUUCUCCUCGUCAUGGAAGAAAUGUGGGCACAAGGAGAUGAGGAAAAGAGGAAUGGUUUCAUUCCAAUGGACUUGAUGAAUCGUGAUCUCUAUUACCAAAUUCCAGAAAUGCAGUCGAACUUCUACAAAGUCGUAUGUCUACCGCUCUUCCGACUGAUAAGCCGGGCCAUACCUUCACUGAUGGACAUUCCGAACCAGGCCUUUGCAAAUUUCUCUCGGUGGAUGGAAAUGUGCCUUCUACCUGAGAGUGUUAAGAGGGAAAGAUUAAAUGAACUAAUCCAGCGCCGAUCACAAGGAAUUACAGCUAACACCUACUCCGUCUAA
This is a messenger RNA of Hydatigera taeniaeformis, 2769 nucleotides long. The record is from the annotation of a GenBank genome assembly. Lineage: Eukaryota; Metazoa; Platyhelminthes; Cestoda; Cyclophyllidea; Taeniidae.